This is a messenger RNA of Paraglomus brasilianum, 239 nucleotides long. NCBI's taxonomy places the organism in Eukaryota, Fungi, Glomeromycota, Glomeromycetes, Paraglomerales, Paraglomeraceae. The record is from the annotation of a GenBank genome assembly.
AACCUAAAAUCGACGGACUAAAAAGCGAUUCAUCCAUAUGGAUAGAAGAUGACAACAAUGAUAAAAACAAACUUAAUUCACCUUCACACCGACAUGCUCAGUACAAAAAGUCAAAGCAGGCAAAAUCUGCUGAAAAAGGAUUUGAAGAACCUCAACUUGCACCCUCUCACAUCGAACCCAUAUCACCACCAUCUCCAGCGACUCUCACUUCGGAUAGCUCUGCCUCCAAUUCCGGUUGA